AUGAGCAGGAUUGCAGUCACAUCUGUGUCCCUCUGCCAACUCUUCAAGGCUACUGUGGGGAUAGUUGUUCUUGUGGAAGAUGUGAAUGACAAUCCACCAGUGUUUGCAGAGAGCCAGUACACUUUCAGUGUUAAAGAGUUGCUGCCGGUGGAUACUAGUGUUGGUAGAGUUGAAGCCACAGAUGCUGAUAAUACAGACUCCCUCUUUUACUAUUUGGAACCAGAAAAUGAAUAUUUCAAAUUACAAGCUGUCAACAACCCAGAUAUAGCAGUGAAAAAAAUUAUUGAUUAUGAUGUAGUCAAACAAGUUGUGAUCUAUAUACAUGCCAGGGACACCCCUGAUCCUACACUGCCUGCAGGAGUCUUCCCCCCAGCCACAGCAACCAUUACACUCAACAUUGAGGAUGUUGACAACCGCCCACCAUGGUUCCAGCCCUGUAGAGAAAUAGAAGUUGGCUCAGCUAAAAUCUGCCUGGGCUCAGGGUACAGGGGAAGGGUUAACUUGACAGAGAAAGAGGAGGGUAUUUUGCCACUGGAACCAGAUCCGUUACAUGCCAUAGAUGGGGACAAAGGCCGGAAUGACCAGAUUGUUUACAGUAUUUUUGGAGGAAAUGAAGCUGGGAUAUUUUCACUCAAUGAAAUCAGUGGAAACAUAACAAUGGUGAAGCCUGCAGAUGUUGCUGGCCCAAUAGUCUUGACAGUUUUGGCUACGCAGCUUUUUAACAGGGACCAGUUUGCCACGUCAUCUGUGACCUUUGAGGUGGUGAAAAAGAGCCAGAACCCCCCAAGGUUUGAGAAACAGCAGUACGAAGGGUACAUAUCAGCUAACUCUGGCCUUGACAGCUUGGUGCUGGAAGACAAGUCCUUCACCACACCCCUCAGGGUUCAGGCAAAGGAUGAGGAUUUCUCCAGUGGAAUAAACCCUGAUGUGAGAUAUGACGUUCUAGACAGCAAUGAUUUCACUGCAACUGCAGAAGGGUUUAUACUUUUGAAAAGAGAAAUAUCGUCAGGUACAGUUUCUUUACAGUUACGAGCUGAGGACAUCUCCAAUGGAGAGUCGGGCACAGCUGCGCUCACUGUUCAGGUGUUACCAGAGGGAGCUCCUGGGCCUUCAGGGAAAUACCAUGAAACAGACAUGGCUGUCCUUGGUGCCAGCCUGGCUGUGACAGUGGUCCUCUGCUUGGUCAUCAUUGGCCUACUUGUCUUCCGCAUCAGGAAGGGCAACGAGGACUGGAAGAAGCUCUCUGAGGCCAGCAUCUUCCGAAGCACGCUGGGCUCCACUGGGCCAAAGGAUGGGAUGCAGUAUACCAACGAUGGCUACCAGAAUGAUGGGGACACCAACAGUUUGGGAUCAGACCUCCCAUCCAAGCUGGAACUGACGCUGGACGUGGAGCCCGUGCGCAAGGCCAGCACAACAGCCCUUGAGAAUGAAGCACCCCUGGUGUCCGUGGCCCAGUUAUCCACUUAUGAUACGAUGUCCAAAGAGGGCAGCCUGGCCGGGUCUGACAAAGCAGACAGUGAGAAGGAGGUGAAGCCCAUCCUCACCAAGGAGCGCAGGAACGAAGAGGGCUACAAGUCCGUCUGGUUCAAGGAGGACAUUGACCCAGAGGCCAAGGAGGAGGUGGUGAUCAUCCCUGAUAACAGGGACCAGGAUGGUGACGAGGAUGAGGACUCCAUGGACGGAGAGGAAGGAGAUGAUGGCUCGCCUCUCCACACCCCAAGAGUGUUUUUCACCACCCAGGAUGAUGUCUCAGCCCUCCAGAACCCUGAUAAAAAUGGAGCCUCAGACUCUGAAGGUGAGGAAGGAAAUGAUGCAGAGCUGUAA
This is a messenger RNA of Megalops cyprinoides (Indo-Pacific tarpon), 1824 nucleotides long. RefSeq names its product cadherin-related family member 5-like. The coding region runs from base 1 to 1824 and encodes 607 amino acids. Gene Ontology annotation, cellular component: adherens junction; catenin complex; plasma membrane. Gene Ontology annotation, molecular function: cadherin binding; calcium ion binding. The transcript has 11 exons. NCBI's taxonomy places the organism in Eukaryota, Metazoa, Chordata, Actinopteri, Elopiformes, Megalopidae. Gene Ontology annotation, biological process: calcium-dependent cell-cell adhesion; cell-cell junction assembly; adherens junction organization. The record is from RefSeq and is a predicted model, not a curated record.